AUGUCAUCAUUCAAAGGCAAGGUGAUAGUGAUUAGCGGAGCAGCAUCGGGCAUUGGAAGAUCCAUUGCGAAGUUGCUAGCCCGCCAAGGUGCUCUCUUGUCCCUCUCUGACAUCAACAGUGACGGGCUCCACUCCGUUAAAGAAGAAAUUCAGAACGCAAAACACGUAUAUGAAAAUGAUAUAAAAGACAGUAAUGGAAUUGUAUCGGGCCAAACAGAAGGCGCGUUUGACCCGAUCUAUACAAGUGUUGUAGACGUCCGAUCGCAGGAAGCUUGCCACGCUUGGCUACGAAAUACAUCUUCUCAUUUUGGUGGGCGGCCUAUCGCCGGCGCAGCAAAUAUGGCCGGCGUCACAAAUAUUCCAGGUGGCAAGGGACCCGGUGCUGGUCGCGAUUCGACAGACGAUGAAUGGGAUUUUGUGCUUGACGUCAACCUGAAGGGAACUGUGAACAGUCUGCGAGCAGAGCUUCCCUAUUUGCAACAAGGCGUUAACGGUCGUGGUGGUGGUGCCGUUGUCAACGCAGCAAGUAUUUCUGGUUUGAUGGGGUUGCCUGGUUAUCUCCCUUAUUCGUCCAGUAAGCAUGCUGUUAUUGGAGUUACGAGGACUGUAGCAAAGGAAGAGGGAUCCAAAGGAAUACGUGUUAAUGCGAUUGCACCGGCGUUUAUCGAUACACCUAUGCUCGAUCAAGUGGCAGAAGCUCGAGGCACAUCGUCCUCUAUGGAUAUGUUUGGAGGAGGCCCUUCGCCGGCUUUAGGCCGCUUGGGUGAUGCCGAAGAAGUAGCAGAACUCGUUGUAUUCCUUCUCAGCCCGCGAAGUGGCUUCAUUACUGGAGCAGUCAUAAAUAUUGACGGAGGAUUAUUGUGCUAG
This is a messenger RNA of Pochonia chlamydosporia 170, 867 nucleotides long. RefSeq names its product short chain dehydrogenase/reductase family oxidoreductase. The transcript is spliced from 2 exons. The record is from RefSeq and is a predicted model, not a curated record. Lineage: Eukaryota; Fungi; Ascomycota; Sordariomycetes; Hypocreales; Clavicipitaceae. Gene Ontology annotation, molecular function: oxidoreductase activity. Bases 1 to 867 code for a protein of 288 amino acids.